CGUGGAAACACAAUUUCAUUUCGCUGGUGAUCAUAUUUAACACACGCUGUUUCCGUCGCGCUUUUCGAGUUAGGGCAGAACCUGACAACCCAGAAACAACAUGAAGUCCUUCACCUUCAUCUUCUUCGUUGCCCUUAUUCCCAGUGUUCUAUCAAUCAACUGGUUUCCCGCCAUCUGCACUUGGGAUCCUCCUAUAUCUGUUGAGGCCGGAGCUUCGCUUUCGGCAAGAAUCGAUAAUCCCUGGGGCGGCCGCUGCACGGCAACCCUGCGACUCACUGACUCCGAGUUUCUGCCUAUCAAUUGGUCCUUCGAAGCCAUUCAAUGUACCGAUUUUGAGCUCGCCCAGCUGUCUGUGCCGGUAGAUUUGCCAAAUGGGGACGCAUAUAUUAUUUGGUGGGUGUGCGGCUCGCGUGUUCGAGGCAGUUGCUGACUCUCCACAGGCAGUGUGCGGGACAGGCGGCAUUGACUUGCAGCCAC
Molecule: messenger RNA, 477 nt
Organism: Colletotrichum godetiae
Lineage: Eukaryota; Fungi; Ascomycota; Sordariomycetes; Glomerellales; Glomerellaceae
Exons: 2
Coding region: 101-430 (109 amino acids)
Source: RefSeq, a predicted model, not a curated record